UUUUUUCAGUUUCUAUACGUAUUACAUUCUGAUAAAAAAUAUGGAAAGUACAAAAAAGUCUGUGAAGCAGGAGGACUGUUCGUGUGUGGUUAAAGAGAGACAGUGGGCAAUACUGGCCAAGCAUAUACCAUGUAAUGCCUUCUCCAUGUUCAUGCAUGUCUUUUAACCCGGAAACAAGAAGACUGUCCAUAGGUCUAGACAAUGGUACAAUCUCAGAGUUUAUUUUAUCAGAAGAUUAUAACAAGAUGACUCCUGUGAAAAACUAUCAAGCACAUCAGAGCAGAGUGACGAUGAUCCUGUUUGUCCUGGAGCUGGAGUGGGUGCUGAGCACGGGGCAGGACAAGCAGUUUGCCUGGCACUGCUCCGAGAGUGGGCAGCGCCUGGGAGGUUAUCGCACCAGUGCCGUGGCCUCGGGCCUGCAAUUUGAUGUUGAAACCCGGCAUGUGUUUAUUGGUGACCACUCAGGCCAAGUAACCAUCCUCAAACUGGAGCAAGAAAACUGCAGCCUGGUCACAACGUUCAGAGGACAUACAGGUGGGGUGACGGCUCUCUGCUGGGACCCCGUCCAGCGCGUGUUGUUCUCGGGCAGUUCCGAUCACUCUGUCAUCAUGUGGGACAUCGGUGGGAGAAAAGGAACGGCCAUCGAGCUCCAAGGACACAAUGACAGAGUCCAGGCCCUGUCCUAUGCACAGCACACGCGGCAGCUCAUCUCCUGUGGCGGCGACGGUGGGAUCGUCGUCUGGAACAUGGACGUGGAGAGGCAGGAGACCCCUGAGUGGUUGGACAGUGAUUCCUGCCAAAAGUGUGAUCAACCUUUUUUCUGGAACUUCAAGCAAAUGUGGGACAGUAAGAAAAUUGGCCUGAGACAGCACCACUGCCGAAAGUGCGGGAAGGCUGUCUGUGGCAAGUGCAGCUCCAAGCGCUCCUCCAUCCCUCUGAUGGGCUUCGAGUUUGAAGUGAGGGUAUGCGACAGCUGCCACGAGGCCAUCACAGACGAGGAACGUGCGCCCACCGCCACCUUCCAUGACAGUAAACAUAAUAUUGUUCAUGUGCAUUUUGAUGCCACCAGAGGCUGGUUACUGACUUCAGGAACUGACAAGGUUAUUAAGCUGUGGGAUAUGACCCCGGUUGUGUCUUGAUGACACUCUUAGGCAUCAGAAAGAUAGUAUUUACUCAAGAAAUGGUGGUUCUAAUCCAAGUCAUUACUGGAGCGGGAAAGCAGAUGCGUGAGAAGGAAGAGAGAAGCUGAGUUUGCACGUCAGCCGCGCCACAGUGCUGAGCAUCAGUGAACUCGUGAGGGAACUCUUUCAACUUGUUCAUACAACAUAAAAGAAGAUAUUUUUUUAACAAAGGGAUUAUACAGUCUGGCUGUGCUACAUUGUUGUGAGUAUCCUGGAGUAUCCUGAAAACUGAGUGUGGGGUGUUUCAUUUUCAUAUUUUUCAGCACUUCAUUUUCGUUGUUGCUUUGUGCAUUGGAGAAAUAAGGGUGGUUGUUAAGUAGUUCCCGUGUUUCCUUCACUUGGGCACGUGCCUUGCAUCCUGUGAUCAGCAUCUUUUUCUUCUCUGUGUUUCCACCCUCACCUUCAUCUGCCUUUUGCCAGAGUUGGUGGCAUUUACGGUUUAUUCGUGGCGUUUCUGCUUCCAUAGAAAUCCUCUUCCAUUGAGAGAUUUGGAAAAUCAUUUAUGUGGGUUUCCCAACUGACUUCUUGAAUCACCUGGAGAAGCAUCCGUUUGUAAUGUUGGGGUCACUCACGUUCUCAUGGAGUGGAAAUGAUCUUGUGUUUUGGCCACUGUUUUUCUCUGUCUUUCCCCCGUUUAAAAAAAAAAUGCUGGGAGAAAGCUGCUCCUAAACACUGUCAUCACAGAGGCACAUUUUCAUAACUCAGACCUUCAACCCUCAGUGCCUGGAUCAUUUCUAAUUCUGAUCCUUUUAUGUUUUAAUUUUAUUGACACAGCUCUCUGUCGCUCAUAUUAAAAACAAAAUCUUGCGUCCUCCAAGAAUAGUGUCUUUAAGAUGUGUUUUUCCGUGUGAUGUCACCUCUGAACUUGAACGUCUUCAUUGCUUUGAGGUUGUAGCCUGCUUUUAUUCUUCACUGUCUGUAUUUUCUUCCCCUUUCAAAACUAGAUAUUUAAAGAUUGUUAUCUUUAUGUAUUUUAUCUGAAUCCUUUGCACACUUUCAUACCUGUGUGGUCUGAGACGUGGAAGGCACUGAACCCUGCAGCUCAUGCCCUGUUCCUGUGGGCUUGUAUGGGGUGAGGGGCUGUAGAAAAUACACCUGCAGAACUCACUUUAAGGGAAUCCAGUCAAACUUGAUAAAUUGAGGUGUUCUUGUGUGUAGUGACUCAACUUGGGAUCCUGAAGCCUUUUUUAAAAAUCUGAUUUUCACCUGUGAAAACAGGAUUUAAAUUAGCAGCAGGCGUGUGCUGUGUGCCCUCUCCGUUUCUAAGCACUUUACGGGUACCACCUCAUCCAGCCCGCACCUGUCAGGAGCAUGGGGUGGAGGGGGCCCCUGAGUCCUUGGGGUUCAUCAGGUUAAACAGAGCCUUGCAGAUGAACAGGCCAAUUACUUGCCCUUCUCAUUCUGAGCCCUGGCUCCACAGGGUCUUGUCCUCUUCCGAUUUGACAACUUGGAGGAUGGUAGUAUUUAAAAUCCUCCCUAUUUUUUCUCUUUUCCUGGAAAGCAGUUUGUUUGUUUUUUUCCCUCAUGAUCUUUACUUUCCUUUCUAACCGGGAGAAACUACCAGCCAUACUCGGAUACUAC
Vicugna pacos (alpaca) is the source of this 2762-nucleotide messenger RNA. It is a transcript of the gene WDFY2, whose product is annotated as WD repeat and FYVE domain containing 2. Gene Ontology annotation, cellular component: early endosome. NCBI's taxonomy places the organism in Eukaryota, Metazoa, Chordata, Mammalia, Artiodactyla, Camelidae. The record is from RefSeq and is a predicted model, not a curated record. Gene Ontology annotation, biological process: positive regulation of protein phosphorylation; positive regulation of fat cell differentiation. Gene Ontology annotation, molecular function: metal ion binding; protein binding.